This is a messenger RNA of Spodoptera exigua (beet armyworm), 3736 nucleotides long. Lineage: Eukaryota; Metazoa; Arthropoda; Insecta; Lepidoptera; Noctuidae. The record is from the annotation of a GenBank genome assembly.
AGUAGCCACGCGUGCUCGUACCCGUCCGUUGUUGCACAUCGACAUUAACCGCUUUCAGUGCUAGAGCGCGUUCCUCCGCGCUAUACUCACAUAACCUAAAAGUUAAACAAUUCUGAUAAUUUUAGUACUGUUCAUUGUCAAAACGUUAAAUACUCAUGAUUACCUCGAAUUUAUAAGUUAGUGUUGUGGAAGUUUACGCCCAGAUAAAGGGCGUACGUGGAGUGAAUUUUUGUGCAACACAAAGUAAAUACAAACGGCAAGCUGUGGGGUUCAGGGGCCUUUUUUUUGCCGCCGCAGGGGAUGUACUAUCCUCAUAUGGUGGGGACGGGUAUGGCGACCCCGUUCCCUGCGGCGGCGGCGGCUGCGGCAGCCGCGGCUCAGUUCGCAGCUAAUGGCGACGCACUCGCCGGUGUGAAGGCCGAGGCUGCAGGCCCGACAGCACCACCUCAGCCCCCGCUCGUUAAGAGCGAAGGCCCACCACCGCCCGCGCCACUACCGCCAGCCAACUUCUCCCCACAACCACCUCCUCAACAAACACUCACACAAAAUUCAGUAGAAAACCAAAACAACAACAAUAAUACGCAAAGCGAAGGCGAGGCAAACGAAGAGAGCACGCCAGUGAGUGUGGCGGCGGCGGUGGUGGCGCAGCAGGCGGCGGCCGUGGUGGCGCAGCAAGCGGCGGCGGCGCACGCGGCGGCCGCAGCCGUCAGCGCCGCCGUCGCUGCAGGCAAUGUUAACGCCUCCGGCACACCCGAGAAACCGACACUCGUACCCGUCUCACAAGCCUCACAACCUAAACGAUUACACGUCUCCAAUAUACCCUUCAGAUUUAGGGACCCAGAUCUUAGAAAUAUGUUUGGGCAAUAUGGCACGAUUCUCGAUGUAGAAAUUAUCUUCAACGAACGUGGCUCCAAGGGAUUCGGUUUUGUAACAUUCGCAAAUAGUGGUGAUGCGGAGCGAGCACGAGAGCGUCUUCACGGCACCGUGGUUGAGGGCAGAAAGAUAGAGGUUAAUAAUGCGACAGCGCGAGUGCAGACAAAGAAACCUCCGACAGUUCCCAACGUGUGUGUCCAGUGGCCGGAAGCGCUGCGCCGCGAGCCGCGCGCCGCGCCCCUCGCCGCCGCCCCCGCCCCGCACGCCCCGCACGCCCCGCCCCAGCACGCGCUCUCGCACGCCGUGCUCAACCGCGCCGCCGCCUACGCCUCGCAGAUGCACGCCUACGCGCCUGUGUAUUACGACCCGUUCUUAGCAGCGGCGGCAACGGCUGACUCCAACUACAGACUCCAGGCGGCAGCUGCAGCGGCGGCGGCAGCGGCGCCCCUGCUGAAGUCCCCGCUGACGUCGGCGCAGCACGCGGCGGCGGCGGCGGCGGCCGCCAACUACGGCGCGGCCGCGCGCGCCGCCGCCGCCGCCGUCAGCGCCGCGCCCGCGCCCGCCCUCGCGCCGCUCGCUGCCACGUCAGUACCAACGUCCACCUCCAACACUUUGAUGUCGCUCAUACUGCAGUGUACAGAAGUGGCUACAACAGAUUUGCGCCAUACUAGGAAGCCAGUGGAUGAAAACGAUUGAACUCGAAUACCUUCGUCACCUUCACCUUAACAUGACAAUGAACUCUCUUUGUAAACGUACAAACGUAAUUCAUAAAUUUAAGGAUCAAUAUUAAGCGCUAGCAGACUACCGUGUAAGUAUCUAAGCUUGGGUAGCAAACUAACGAAGUAACGAGCGAGCGUGGAGUCGUGCAGUCGUCGAGUCGUCGCGCGUCGGCGUCCACAACUUAUGAAAUACCAAAGUCAUUAAAAUUUCUAACAGAAUACUUUGUAAGUUGAACUUAAUGUAAAUUAUUGUGUACCUAAUGCUAUACAAGUGCGAGCAGCUAAAGUGAUUGCUUUCGUUCUAUUUAGAUAUUCUAAGGGUUACUAUAAUUUUAACAGAAGUGAAUUCAUCUUACGAGCAUACGUACCGUACUAUCUAGUGUAGAUGUUACACUUUGUAUCACAGACAAUAGAAGAAAUAUUUACUAUAUUAUAAUGAUAUAUUUAGUGAGCUUUGCACUUGCAUAUCAUAAAAUUGUAAAUACUUGUUUGGAAACAUUUAAUUCGGUCUUGGUAAUUUUCUUUUAAUUCAAAAUUGCCAAAAUGGUAUUUCCUGAAUACAUUUUCAGCGAUCUUAUUCUAAAUAAUAAUAUACUCGUUAACGUUAAAUGGUCUCCAUUUUUAUUAUUGAAUAGAAUAUAUACCAUCUGUAAAAACGCGAGUUAGUUAGCGUUAAACACAGCGGUAUAUACCUAAUAUAUCAAUUAUAGUAAAAUUGCCGUUAUUAUCUUGUAGACAUGUGUGUACGCAGAGACAAUAGAAAUCAAAUCUCAAAACAUCUAUUUUGGAGUAAACAAGUUAUUUGGUGCGAUAUGAAUGUGGUGCCAUUUAUUUGGUUGUUAUUUUUACAUCGUAUUAUAUAUUUUCUACAGUUACCUUGUACUCUAUACAGUAAUGUGACCUAGUUGUAGGCUGUCCCUCAGAGAACGCGACUAAUGGCUCGUGUAUACAAUGUUCUGGCUCGCGUCGCCUACCUAGGCAGUCGACGCGAGGGAGAAUACGUGUAUACGCAUGUUGUUAGUCGGUAGAACUAAUAUUGUAUCAUUUCGCUUAAAGCUUACGUUGCCGACAGUCCGCGUUCCUUCCGUCAGCGCUGUGCGCAGUCUGAGCCAGGCGUGUUCUCGUGCUCCUGUUUACUUGUACAUCGGUUGCUAGAUUAUAAAUAAGCUAAUGUUUUACAAAGUGUAGGCGAAAUGCUUUAGCUGUAGUCUGUAAGGGAAGAAGGGAACUCCGUCGAGUUCUUACAUAUCAUUGAGAUUUUCUCCUUGUAUGUAGUUGUGUUUAUUCAAUAAUUCUAUUGUCUUUUAACAAUGUCUUAUUUUUACAAUGCUAUUUAAUAAUUUUGUCUGGCGUACGGACUUUCAUUUUUAUAGAACAAACACGCAUACGGGUCCAACCCUUUUAGAAGUUGUAAAUUUUAGAUCUAACAUUUGCAUUAGGAUUUUAAAGUAUUGUAACAUCUAUGAAUUCGCUCAACGUUUAUACCAAAGCACAAAAACCCAUCGAUUCAUACGUAUUCGGAGAAGUGUUGCAUGACAUUAACCCCUUUUCGAUAGAUUUAAUAGUCUUUCAAUAAGAAAAACUUGGGAAAUCUAUAAGUCGUGGUGUAGAUAGAUGAUAUGAGAUAGAACAAAACUACAGACUUUAUUUUUUACUUCAUUUGUUGAAAAUUUUCAUUAAUCCUAAGUAAUUUUUUUCUAAGGACAUAUCUACAUGUUUGCCAUCUAGAGUAGUUUAAUCUUAACGUAGUUCAAUGACUAUAUACAUACAUAUAAAUAUAGAUCUGAAUUGAUUAAUUCAUAGUUGAUUAUCAAUCUUCUCAUGUUAUUGUAAAUUCCUAAGGAAUAUAGUACACAUUGUGUUACAGAUGUGUCUGUUUGAGAGGUUGCGUCGACGUCGACGUAUUAGAGCUUUGUCCGUUUAUUUGUCAAACCUUUACGUAGCAAGUAGAGAUAGUGUACCGAAUACGUUGGGCUGGUGCAGUGCUCGGUGUCGUCUGAUGAUAGCUUUAAUUAAUUAAACGUGUUAAGGUGAUGUUCUCACCCUGUUGUGUCAUCUUGUAACCACAAUUAGAAUAACUAACUCAAGUAGCAUUUCCAUGACAUUAUUAUAAUUUGUCUUGCAGAAUUCUAGUCUUCGCGCAC